Messenger RNA from Enhydra lutris kenyoni (northern sea otter), 4238 nucleotides. Its product is annotated as base methyltransferase of 25S rRNA 2 homolog. Gene Ontology annotation, biological process: negative regulation of TORC1 signaling. The record is from RefSeq and is a predicted model, not a curated record. NCBI's taxonomy places the organism in Eukaryota, Metazoa, Chordata, Mammalia, Carnivora, Mustelidae.
AUGGAAAAGCCGGAAGACGCGAAAAGGCUGGGGGUAGAACCGAGCCCCUACUAAGCAAACUCAGACGCGCAAGCGCGUCGUUCACAGCGCCUGCGCACAGAAUCUGGAGAGGGGUGGGGAGCAGAAAGGAGCUUUUGGGCCCAGCGCUCCCACUGCCUCAGCUCCCCCGCCUCCUCCAGCUGCUCGCGGUCCCAAACAACCGGGUGCGCCGCCGGCGCUCUCCAUCCAUUGGCCUUUAGCCUUUUCCGUUUCCGCCCAGCCCUCCACAGUCCGCCAAUCAGCUUGAGCGUUUGGGAAAGGGGCCACCUCCGAGGCCGACGCUUUGGCUCCUCUGCCUCCCCCGCCUGCUGCCUCCGCUGCUGCCACCUCCUCCGUCAGGCAGGCGUCUGGGGCCCGAGGGGCGGCGGCGGCAGCGGCGGCGGCAGCGAUAUGGAGCCGGAGGCCGGCGGCCGAAGCAGUGCUCGCAGGCAUGGGGCUGGGCCCCCGAGCACUCCGCCGCCUCGGGAGCAGGAGCGGAAGCUGGAGCAGGAGAAGCUGUCCGGGGUGGUGAAGAGCGUCCACCGGCGGCUCCGCAAGAAGUACCGGGAAGUGGGAGAUUUUGAUAAGAUCUGGCGAGAACAUUGUGAGGAUGAGGAAACCCUUUGUGAAUAUGCUGUUGCAAUGAAAAAUUUGGCAGAUAACCAUUGGGCAAAAACUUGUGAGGGCGAAGGUCGUAUUGAAUGGUGUUGUAGUGUAUGCAGAGAAUAUUUCCAAAAUGGUGGGAAGAGAAAAGCACUUGAAAAAGAUGAAAAAAGAGCUGUACUCGCCACUAAGACCACUCCAGCCUUAAAUACACACGAGUCUUCUAAACUUGAAGGUCAUUUAACCAACCUUAGCUUUACAAACCCUGAAUUUAUAACUGAGUUGCUACAGACCUCAGGAAAGAUCAGAUUACUUGAUGUUGGCAGCUGCUUUAACCCAUUUCUGAAGUUUGAAGAAUUUCUAACUGUUGGCAUAGACAUUGUACCUGCUGUAGAGAGUGUAUAUAAAUGUGACUUCCUGAACUUGCAGCUUCAGCAGCCACUCCAGCUUGCACAGGAUGCUAUAGAUGCCUUUUUGAAGCAGCUGAAAAACCCUAUUGAUUCUCUUCCUGGAGAGCUUUUCCAUGUGGUGGUUUUCUCUCUCCUCCUUUCUUAUUUUCCAUCGCCUUACCAACGAUGGAUUUGCUGCAAGAAAGCCCAUGAACUGUUAGUGUUAAAUGGUUUAUUGCUUAUCAUCACACCUGAUUCCUCCCAUCAGAACCGUCAUGCUAUGAUGAUGAAAAGCUGGAAGAUUGCUAUAGAAUCCCUGGGCUUUAAACGUUUCAAGUAUUCAAAAUUUUCACAUAUGCAUUUGAUGGCAUUUAGAAAAAUCUCCCUAAAAACCACAAGUGACUUGGUUAGUAGGAACUACCCAGGGAUGUUAUAUAUUCCUCAAGAUUUCAACAGUAUAGAAGAAGAGGAAUAUUCUAACCCUUCCUGCUACGUUCGAUCAGAUAUGGAAGAUGAACAACUAGCAUAUGGUUUCACAGAGCUCCCUGAUGCUCCAUACGACUCAGAUUCUGGAGAAAGUCAAGCCAGCUCUAUUCCUUUCUAUGAGCUAGAAGAUCCCAUAUUACUUUUAAGUUAAUAGCAAAGCAAAAGGCCCUUUCAGUCCAGACUUCUAAACUAAUUCCUUACACUAAUCAGAAAUACUAACAUGAACUCAGUACUUAAAACCUGGUUUGCAUAGAAGAAAUGCAAAGGUUUACAGAGUUUGCUAUUUUUUUCUACUUCUGGAUUUUAAAAUUUAUUCUUAUAUAGAAAGCUUAAAGUUUCAUGCAGAGUGACUCCUGUCAUAGCAGAAACCACUGUUACUUUAGCAUUUAGCACUAAGAUACUAUAGAAAGGUACCUUUUUUCUUUAGUGCUAUUGUGAAAAUGAAGCAUAACUUGCUAUGUAUUUUUCUUUUUUAAUCUUUUCAGUGUUGACUUUAAACCAUUGCAAUGAGAAAGAUGUAGAAAGCUGUAGCUUGCACUUUGAUUACUCACAAGUUAAAUGUGACAGAGAUAGAUUGGUUUAGUUGUUUUGUGAUGCACUUACUCUCUUUUCUAGCUAAAUUGUUAUCUGUUACAGAAAGCCAUUUUCUGUUCAGUUUUGUCUGGUGAUCCAGCGUUUCCUCAACUUUCUGGAACUGAUUUUUUUUUUUUUUUCUUUUUUGCUCAUUUGGCAGCAUCAGACAUUUGGGGAAAGAUUUCCCCCAAGUAUGUAUUCUAAUUUCAUUAGUACAGUACAAUAAACACCAUUGCCAAAGUAGAAUGUUCAUAUAUUUCAUAUUGAUUUAGGCCUUGGUGUUAAGUAUAUUUAACUGUGAGAGUUCACUCUUACCUUUUUUAAUUUUAGGUUUCAUUUACAAAAUUUUCUAUUUAAGCAAGGAACAAUACUCGAUCCUGACCUGAAACACCUUUGUGAAAGGGUUUGCACUUGUAAGAGUUUAUGUUCUGUCUAGACCAACCUUAUUAGGGUUCUCACCUUUCCAUUAAGGAGGUGUGCUGCACUACAAGUCUGGAAUUAUAUAGAAAAUUUUUAAAUUAACCCUCUGCUAGCAAUCUCAUAAAAUGGUUUUGACCUUUCGGUAUUCUAGUGUCUAUCAAAAUUCUAGCAGAAAAUUUUCUUUGAAUAUAUAAACCAUUAGUUGGCUGUGGGAAUUUUCCCUUUCCACAUUGAUAAAUGACUUUCUGUGUUUCUGAAUCAGAAGCAAAUGAUUAAGGAGAAAAAUAUGUCCAAACAAGACAAGAUUAGUUUAAAUAGCUAAGAACAUUUGGUCCACGUUGUCUUGUCAGCCAGCAAUUGUCAUGUAAACUGUCGUUUUUAAGAGUGCCACUGUGUGGAUUUUUUUUUCAAGUGGUUAUUACAUUAAAAUUACCUCAUACUGAGGUUUUUGCACUGAAGUAUCACAGUUUCAGAAUCCAUGGUUAAUGUUAUGUGUGCGCGUGCGCGUGUGUGUGUAUGUUCUUCAAGGAAACUUGCAUUUUCAAUAGUUGAUCCUUAAAUUUCAUAAACUGCACUUCUUUACUCUGGUAAAAUUGAUGUUUUUGUGCUUAUUGUGAGUUGCUGUAGUUAACUUUGAAUGUCAGACUUUAUUUAGAAAUAUAAAAUUACCCUUUAAGAUACCAGUGUUUGGGUAUAUAUACCCGAUAUUUCAAAUUAAAUUUCAUGUUCUAAAUUAAUGAAAGUAACAGGAUUGUAAUUAACCUAAAAAGUCAGUUGAAUGAAUGCAAUAAACAAUGGUUGCUCAAAUAUGCCAAAAGUAACUAGAAAUGUUUCAUUUAUUUUCAAUAGCCUCAGAGCCCUUAAUAAUUAAGAUUUGACUUUUCUUUCCAAUUAAGCACUGUAGGUCCCAUCUUUAUCUCCCCCAAAAGAAGGGAAAAAAAAACCCACUCUAUUCAGGUAACACAAAACUGUGUUUACUAUGUUUUGGUAGUACCUCUUUUACCCAUAUUACCCAUUUCCUUUGAUUUGGCGAAAUAUGAUCUUAAGGGCAAAGAAAACAAUAUAUCUAAUUAAAGUGCUUUGAAAGUAAAUGAAAACCGGGCUUUUGAGAGGCUGGUGUAAGUAUGACCUUGGAGUCAGCCUUUGUGUUACAGCUAACAUGUUGGUGCUAUAAAUUUUUCUGAUUGUUUACAGAUGUUGAUUCUGCUUAUGCUCCAAAGUGUGCAUGAUGUAUUUUAAGUAGUACUUUAAAGAAAAGUCUCUUUAUAAAACCUACUCCCACUUAGUAUAAAUUUGUUUGGAUUUAUAAAUGUCAUUUGUUACUGUAAAUUCAGCUUCAAAUUAGGUUGGUACAGGAUUUAAACUAAUACAUAUUCCACCAAAGCCAGUUUAACAUUUAUGUGUUAAAAUAUAAGCAGUCCUGUGGCUUGGUGCCAGAAGAUAUAUGUAAUGACAAGAGAAGUUAACAGAGCCUUUUAAUACUGAAUGGGUACUCUUGAGAAUGAUUUCCUAUAGAUAUAAAUAAGUUUUAAGGGGUCUCCUGUCUCAGAACAGGAUUCUCCAAAAUAAUUUGGAGUUUCAGAAAUAAAUGAUCAUUUGAUUAGAUUCUUCAGGAUCAUGACUUGAUAAAAAAUGGUUUAUAUCAUAGUUGCCAAAUGGUGGGAGAUGGCAUAUCUGAAAAUGUAUGUUUGUGUUUGUUGUAUUUUUUCACAUUUUGUGAACAAAGCACAUUUAUUAAAAUUUUUAAAU